AUGCCACAAACCGCGAUUCCAUAUCUGCCUUACUUUGGAAGCACUGAGCGUUUUAGUUUUGUCUAUGAAAAACCGGAUUUUUUUGGCACUUUUCCCCAAAAUAAAAAGUUGCUCAGAAUUAACUUUUAUGCACAUUGGGGGAGAGUUAGAGAAGCACCGAGUCCAAAAAACCGGGUUACAUCGAUUUCCGAGACCAAAAAAAUUCGACCCAAAAAUGGAUUUUGGUACCACAGGUCAGGGUGCUCAAUAGCGGUUUUUACUAUUGAGUUAAUACACCAUGGUUGGAUACCAUUCCUGUUUAGUGUUUCGAGUAUAGUAGCUCGUCUUCAGCUACGGACAACAUGGUUAGAUAUGGUGUGCAACCUAGGUUUUUGGAGGUGUAUACAAACAGAGCUUCAUUAUAUAAGAAUAAAGUGCUUAUGGUGUGGCAUGGAAGCUCCUCGUAUUAGAAAGGGUAAAUCGUCUGAUAAUUUACCUACCCACUACAGCACUGCCACAAUAGGAGUGUUCUGGGGUCAUGGCCUAUAUGACCCGACAGAUCCUCCUAUUCACAGAUGA
This is a messenger RNA of Lottia gigantea (owl limpet), 558 nucleotides long. RefSeq lists its product as hypothetical. Bases 1 to 558 code for a protein of 185 amino acids. The record is from RefSeq and is a predicted model, not a curated record. The transcript is spliced from 5 exons. NCBI's taxonomy places the organism in Eukaryota, Metazoa, Mollusca, Gastropoda, Lottiidae.